AACAUAUUUUUAAAAUAUGUAAUUUUUAUAAAAUAUAUUUAUAUAUGCAGAGAAAGUCAUCCGUAAUCAGCAUACAAUUUACAAAGGAAAAUGCCAGGGCCACAUGUAUGCUACCAUGCUACCAUCGGCUCCUCAUGCUUAGACGAGUGAGCUUAUCUGAAAGACAAUCCCCAUUUCUCUCGCAGCUGAAAACCUUAUCAUUUUUUUCCUGAAAACCAUAUCAUUAUGCUUAGAUUCAUCCUGUCUUCCUCAAAAUCCAAGCUUUCGAGGAAGCCCAUUAACGUCUUAUCCUCAUUUCCCAAUCUUUCUGUGAAAAAAGGCAGCUUCUCGUCCCGGUAUUCUCUGAAUGGAGCCAGGGGUUUCAGCAGGGAAGCGAUUAACUAUGAUGUGGUGAUCGUCGGAGCCGGUCCUGCCGGACUCUCUGCCGCGAUAAGGUUCAAGCAAUUGUGCAGUGAAAAAAACGCCGACUUGUCGGUUUGCGUUGUCGAGAAAGGCGCAGAAGUGGGUGCUCAUAUUUUGUCUGGAAAUGUAUUCGAGCCGCGAGCAUUGGAUGAACUUAUCCCGCAGUGGAGGCUGGAAAAGGCUCCAAUUGAUGUUCCUGUUUCAUCAGAUGAUUUUUGGCUGCUCUCUAGGACUCGUGCAUUUUCUCUCCCAAGUCCAUUCGAAAAUAAAGGAAACUAUGUGAUAAGUUUGAGCCAAUUAGUUCGUUGGCUGGGAGAAAAGGCUGAAGAAUUAGGAGUUGAAAUAUAUCCAGGCUUUGCUGCUAGUGAGAUUCUGUACAAUGAAAGUGAUGAGGUCAUCGGUAUUGCAACUAAUGAUAUGGGAGUGUCCAAAGAUGGUUCUAGGAAAGAGAACUUUCAGCGUGGAGUGGAACUGAGAGGGCGUGUUACUCUCCUUGCAGAGGGUUGUCGGGGAUCAUUAUCAGAGCAACUAAUUGGGAAAUACAAACUGAGGGAGAAAGGGAAUGGGCAACAUCAAACUUAUGCUUUAGGAAUUAAGGAGGUAUGGGAAAUUGAUGCAAACAAACAUCGACCUGGAUACGUGCUUCAUACCUUAGGUUGGCCACUGGACCACAAAACUUAUGGAGGAUCUUUCUUGUACCAUAUGAAUGACAGACAGGUUGCAAUUGGCCUUGUAGUAGCUCUAAAUUAUUGCAACCCUUACCUGAACCCAUAUGAGGAAUUCCAGAAAUUCAAGCAUCAUCCUUCCAUUAGACCAGUUCUUGAAGGUGGAGCAGUUCUCCAAUAUGGGGCCCGUACUUUAAACGAAGGAGGUUAUCAGUCUGUUCCAUAUCCAGUGUUCCCGGGCGGAGCAAUUAUAGGAUGCUCAGCAGGAUUCCUCAAUGUACCCAAAAUAAAGGGGACUCACACGGCCAUGAAAUCAGGAAUGCUAGCAGCAGAAUCUGCAUUUGGAAUGCUCUUGGGAGGGUCAAGUUUAGAAAGUUAUUGGGACAACUUAAGAAAUUCAUGGAUAUGGAAAGAACUUUACCAUGCAAGGAACUAUCGUCCGGCAUUUGAAUAUGGGCUAUUUCCUGGUUUGGCAUUGAGUGCUGCAGAACGCUAUAUAUUCAAGGGAAGAUCUCCAUUGACAUUUAAGCAUGGGAAACCUGAUCAUAAAGCAACCAAUGAAGCAAAAUCAUCAUUUCCCAUUGAGUACCCAAAACCAGAUGGAGCCAUCUCUUUUGACAUACUGACCUCUGUGUACAGGAGCAACACAAAUCAUGAUCAUGACCAGCCAGUCCAUCUGCAAUUAAAAGAUUCAACUACCACUCCACGUGUUGUAAACUUGCUCAAGUACGCUGGACCAGAAUCACGAUAUUGCCCUGCCCGAGUUUAUGAGUAUACACCAGAUGAUAAAGGACAACUGAAGUUGCACAUUAAUGCUCAAAACUGCUUGCAUUGUAAGGCUUGCGAUAUCAAAGAUCCAACGCAGAACAUCAAAUGGACAGUGCCCGAAGGAGGUGGUGGCCCAGGCUAUAGAAUCAUGUAAAUUACUCUGCGGGGCCCAUGUUCCCACAUUUAGUAAACUUGAUGAGAAAUGAGUGUCUUGUGUGGAACCUUAGCUCUCUCGAUAUAAAAUGAUCACCCUUGUUUGUCUGCUUUGUCAAAAAAACUUAUAAUAUCACCAUGUUUAUCUAUAUGACGUCGUAUUAAUAAGAAAGGCAAAAAAAUGGUGACACUUAUGGUUGUAUAGAUCCUAUGUAAUACCUCUAUAAAUAAUAUCUUUAUUCUUGU
Molecule: messenger RNA, 2234 nt
Organism: Cuscuta campestris
Lineage: Eukaryota; Viridiplantae; Streptophyta; Magnoliopsida; Solanales; Convolvulaceae
Source: the annotation of a GenBank genome assembly